AUGUCCUCGGAUCACUUCCAGAGGCUGGAGCAAGAGCCUAUCACAUCCGUCAAGAUGAUCCCGAAGCACUUUGGACUAAAAUACAGUGAAGAGUCGUAUAUGCUUAAAGAGCUUGAGAAGAUUCGCAAGGAGACUAAAACAGAAUUUCUCCAAUUCAAGCAGAGACUGGCCUACAAGCCCACCUUAGAGGAAGGUCUGGGCCACAGAUCCCACGAUGUCUGCCAGACCAGCCCUGGGCAGAGAAAGCAUAUUUUCCACAUUGGCUCCCGGAAGUCAUAUGGAUCCCUCCCUCCAGCUAAAGGCUCUGAGACCCUCCCUGUGGCCCUCCAGAAGGAGGCGCCCCAAGGCUCAGCGCCCUCCAAGGGCGCAAGUGGGGCUGUUCGUUCCUGGGAAAGCCGGCCAUUUCACCCUCAGGGCUUUUACAUGCGGAGCUCGGCGUUCCUCCGGCACCGGCCCCUGAAGCAGCCACCGGUCAUCGCCCCUGGGGCCGGCACAUCGAGGCGCGCGGUCCUCCUGCCACCCCCAGCGCCCCCGCAGAAGCCCAGGGUGCACCAGGUGCUGGGGAGUCUGCGGCCUGAGGCUUCCAGGCCUGUCCUUGACCUGGCCCGGGAGUGCAACGCGACCCUGGCAUUAACUGCGUUGUCUGACGUCUGCAAAGUCAAAGAUCGGAAGGUCAGCUCCGCAUCCAGUGAGGGCAGCGACACCCCAUGCUUGAGCAAGCGGAGGAGAGUGAAGAUUCGCACCCACCGCUUGUUGGAGGGCUCCAUCUGUGAGGGCCGGGAGGCUCUCCGCUUAGACCUGUCUAAAACAACCCGGGAGAGAGCUGCGCAGAGCGACCGAGACCAGCUGCCUGUGCGGGUGAUCCCCACAUCUAUAGAGGAGAUUAUCGCUUCGCUGCAGUCCGAGGCCCAACUGGCUACGGACCAGACCAUCAAAGAGCUCAUACAGAGUGUCCUUGGCCAGAACUACGACAUUAAAAUGGAACAAACUCUGCUUGAAGAACUUCCUGAAGACUUAUCUAGUAUAUUUCAAAUUGAACAAGAGGACAUAUCAGAAUGGGGAGUCUCAGACACAGGUAGUAUGGUAUCUAAACCUCAGGAAAUUCCAGAAGUUCAGCCGACAGAGGAAACACGUAACCUUUCAGAAGAUGAAGAGCCUGUAGAGGAUUCAAAAGCAGCCAAACGAGUGUCUCUAAAGGUGUCAUCAUCAGAAUUCUUACAAAUCAAAGGAAAAGAAGUUAAGCGAAUGAGGAAAAGUAAAUUUGGAUUUCAACAACAAAGACCAAGAAAAUCUUUAAAAUACACGAAGGAUCAAAAACUAGCUAAAAAGUAA
Chrysochloris asiatica (Cape golden mole) is the source of this 1332-nucleotide messenger RNA. RefSeq lists its product as uncharacterized. The record is from RefSeq and is a predicted model, not a curated record. Bases 1 to 1332 code for a protein of 443 amino acids. The transcript has 4 exons. Lineage: Eukaryota; Metazoa; Chordata; Mammalia; Afrosoricida; Chrysochloridae.